This is a messenger RNA of Anoplophora glabripennis (Asian longhorned beetle), 2064 nucleotides long. RefSeq names its product hematopoietically-expressed homeobox protein HHEX homolog. The transcript has 3 exons. The record is from RefSeq and is a predicted model, not a curated record. Gene Ontology annotation, molecular function: RNA polymerase II cis-regulatory region sequence-specific DNA binding; DNA-binding transcription factor activity, RNA polymerase II-specific. NCBI's taxonomy places the organism in Eukaryota, Metazoa, Arthropoda, Insecta, Coleoptera, Cerambycidae. Gene Ontology annotation, biological process: regulation of transcription by RNA polymerase II; cell differentiation. The coding region runs from base 159 to 761 and encodes 200 amino acids.
UUGAUCCAGACCGCUCUAGUAAUCAGAUUCGCGACAACAUUAUUAGUAUUUUUACAGACCGCUCUAUCACGGUUCCAAUUGAAGCGCCACGUUCCAAAAUUUUCCUGUUGGCUUUUCGCUUAUACGCCGGGCGAUUGAAAAAUCGCGACGUAGCCGUCAUGCCGUUCAGAAUCGAGAACCUUUUGAAAAACGACGCGACCUGUGGCUCUUGCAAGAAACCAGAAAAGGACAGAGAAGAUCGGAGGGUUGAAAACGACCAGCAGGGGAGCAUCCUUCAGCAGACGCUUCUAAACAGGCUUCAACCCCCUUACUACAGGUCGGUCAGCGAGGGAAGUUUCCAACCCUACCCCUGCGAUAGGCUGUGCUACCCCCCGCACUUCUACAACCCUUAUGUGGUUAAUGACAGUUCAUACGCCUACGGAAGGAAAUUCUAUUCAAUAUAUAGUUUACCUUCACAGACAAUAUACCCUGGACCAUACAACCUUUAUUCGAAAAGAAAGGGUGGCCAAGUCCGAUUUACUCCGAAUCAGACGGAUAUAUUGGAAAAACGCUUCAUGUCCAACAAAUAUUUAAGUCCCGAGGACAGGAAGAGACUGGCAGACAAUCUCAAACUAUCCGACAGACAGGUAAAAACCUGGUUUCAAAACAGAAGAGCAAAAUGGAGAAGGAGCACCAGCACUUCCAGUUCGGAAACUACAAACGACAAUGAAAAGACUAAAGAACAAAGUGAGGUUUUAUGUAAUACAGUUGCCGGACAGUGACAAAGUAAUUAUAUUUAAAAACACUAUUUUGGCAUAUAUGAAGAUCAGAACAAUUGUGAUUUGUAUCGGAUAUAGUGAAAAGACUCAUUGAUCUGUAUUUUUUAUUUUAUCUAUAUUAAAUAUAAAUACCAAGAAUUUACAAUAGAUAAAUUCCUAAACUAUGGGUAAUUGCUCUCUUAGUUGGCAAUUUUACAAACAUAUUGAAUAAAUCCCAAAAUUAUCACUAUAGCUAGUAGCUAUGCUACGCAAUUUAAUUCUACGGUUAAAAAUGUAUUGAAAACAAAUAUUAAUACGCAAGCCCAAAACAUUUUUGACAUGAAAAUGCAAUAUACUGCUAUCAGAAUUGAAGUAGGUAUAUUCUAUUAAAAUUAGACGUAUCAUUUAAGGCAAUAUAGAAGAUAUCUUUAUAUAAUUUUAUACAAUGUUCACAACACUAAUCUAAUUAUAUAUUUUUUUUUUAAUCGAGAUGAUUGGUUAAUGUCUUUAAGAUAUACCUGUUACAGUAAGGCAUUACAGAAGGUUUUACACAAAUCUAAAAUCUGACAUGCCACUACACACAAAUUAUAACAUUAACAAAUAUUAUGCAAUUUUUUAUGUAUUUGAAUCUUAAAUGCGAGUAAAUGUCGCUAGAUCUAUGACAAUAUUGCAACAUAUUUUUAAUUUUUCCAUGCACUCCUUCAGUACGAGAUUUGAUUAUUUUCGAAAUAUUUCUACAAAUGGUGAAGCCAACAGAUUUUUUUUUAAUAUACAGUGUGGCUCAUUAAGAACCAAAACAUCCCCUAAAAUUGUACAUUUUUUUUAGUUAAUAAAUAGAAACUGAUGCUAGUAUUUAUUCUAGCAGAAAUUUUUAAGACAGUGAAUCAUUUCAUGAAACAUAACGGGUUACAAAGUACCUGAUAAGUAUGCGAUUUUUCAAAAAAAAUUAUUAGACAAAAGUUGUUUUUAAAGGGUUAAAUACAAGAUUAAAAUUUGGGCACUUAAUUCUGGGACAUCGAGUACGUAGUGACCUUCUAGAUGUACAUAUCGAACAAUGGAGUUAAUAUCCAAGGCUUGCUAUUUUUUUGGAAGUGAUUUUCUAGAAUAGCACUUUUUGUGACAAUCACUUUAUUUUUUUGGUAAAAAUGACUGCAUAGCAACCUCAAUAAUAUUUUUUUAUCUCAUUAAGUGUCUGUAUAAAAGUCUAGCAGACACUGAAAAUAGUUGGGGGUUACCGAAAAUUAACCAAUUAUUGGUAAUUGGUAAAUAAUAAUCUGCUUAUAACUUGUAAGUGUCUGUUAUUGAUCAAUUUUUUGCCUUCAGUUAU